AUGAAUUAUUAUUAUUAUACUUUUCAAUCCAUUUUUAGGUGGUUAGCAGUUCGUUUGGAGUUUGUUGGCAACUGUGUUGUCUUUUUCGCUUGCUUGUUUGCAGUUUUAGAAAGGGACACACUAAGUGCUGGAAUAGUUGGACUGUCAGUGACCUAUGCUUUAAAUGUCACACAAACUCUCAACUGGCUUGUAAGAAUGACCACAGAAUUGGAAACCAAUAUUGUUGCUGUAGAGAGAGUGAAAGAAUACUCAGAGAUUCCAACAGAGGCACCAAAGGAAAUUGCAGAGACAAAGCCCUAUCCUUCAUGGCCACAAAAAGGAGAAAUAGUGUUUGAAAGUUAUGGUUUGCGAUACAGAGAGGGUUUAGAUUUGGUCUUGAAAGAUAUAACUUGUAAAAUACAGCCAGCUGAGAAGAUUGGGAUUGUUGGAAGAACUGGUGCUGGAAAAUCAUCUCUCUCUCUUGGGUUGUUUAGAAUUAUAGAGAAAGCAAAGGGCAGGAUUUUGAUUGAUGGAAUUGACAUAUCCAGUAUAGGACUGCAUGAUUUAAGAUCAAAACUCACCAUCAUACCUCAGGAACCUAUUCUGUUUUCUGGGACUCUGCGAGUGAAUCUGGACCCUUUUGACACUUAUUCAGAUGCAACUAUCUGGAGAGCAUUGGAGCAAGCACAUCUUAAAUCUUUUGUGGAAUCAUUAUCACGUGGAUUGCAACAUGAAUGCACUGAAGGUGGAGAAAACCUGAGUGUUGGACAAAGACAACUUGUUUGUUUGGCUAGAGCACUUUUAAGAAAAUCCAAAAUUCUUCUCCUUGAUGAGGCAACAGCAGCUGUUGAUUUGGAAACAGAUGAUCUGAUUCAACAGACAAUUCGACAAGAAUUCGCAGACUGUACAAUUCUUACCAUUGCCCAUAGAUUAAACACAGUGAUGGACUAUAAUAGGAUAAUGGUUCUGAGUGCAGGGAAGAUCAUCGAGUUUGACAGCCCUCAAAACCUUCUGAACAGCAGGGGAAGUGUCUUCUAUGCAAUGGCUAGUGAUGCUCAUUUGCUUUGAAAAUUUAUAUCUUGCAUUAAAAAAUGUUCAUUUUUACCUUAUUCUUAAAAAUAUAACUUAGCAAGUCAUGUUUAUGAAGGUAUUUUAAAUUUUAUGGUAAGAAUCACCAUAUCUGUCCUUGCAAUCAGAUUGUAGUUGAAAGAGCUAGUUUCAUUUUACACAUAAAAUGAACUGUACUUGUAUGAACUGAUUGACUAUCACCAUGUGUCCCAUUUCACAUACCGUAUAAGCAGAAUUUUUAGCGAGCCAGGAUUUAAUUUUGGCAAUAUUAGCGAGGAUGCCAAGAUCGCUAAAAUUGAAUAUCGCUAAAAAAAUAAUUGCACUUUAAUAUAGCUUCUUAAAUGAGCUUUUUAAAUUCGCUAAAAUUACUGUUCUCACUAAAAAUAAAAUACCGAGGACAAAUUGCUAAAUUUGCAUCUCGCUAAAAUUUCCACUUAUACUGUAUUAAAAAAAAGUACAGACUUAACUGCUCUAUUUUCUGUAAUAAAUUUUGUUAUUGAGGAUCAAGGUAUUGGAAAAAAUGCAAUUUUUUGUAGAAAACAGGCAUAUGUAACUACCUUCAGAAUUACUAGUAAGUUAAAAUAAGAGACAUGUUUAAUGAUCAUCUGAAACAGAUAUUUCAUUAUUUACUAAAUAUUUUGGAUCAGAGAUUGUGCUCUAUAUGUAAUACAGAUGUACAUGUACUGAAAAAAAAAUUACUUCGACUUUUGGCUAUUUUUAAAGGAAUUUACAGGAUGGGGUAAAUGUGACACAUUUCAUGAUGUCAUAAUGCAGUGACUAAAAAGAAAAUAUUUCCUUGAUUGUUAGAACGUGACAAUCUGAAAUUUGAAUGUGAGUAAUAGAGGAGCCUGUAAUUCCUAAAUAACAAGGCCAAUUUAUGCAGAGAUUAUGCUUUUUAUCUUUUACCAAUGGCUCUCAUUUUAUAUUACAUACAUUCAUUUUUUAUGAAUAAUUUUCAAGCACAUAAUUAAUAUAUUUCUUGCACCUUUUCAAAAUAAAGAAAGGAAAGAAU
Saccostrea cuccullata (small rock oyster) is the source of this 2059-nucleotide messenger RNA. RefSeq names its product multidrug resistance-associated protein 1-like. Lineage: Eukaryota; Metazoa; Mollusca; Bivalvia; Ostreida; Ostreidae. Bases 1 to 1047 code for a protein of 348 amino acids. Gene Ontology annotation, biological process: transmembrane transport. The record is from RefSeq and is a predicted model, not a curated record. The transcript is spliced from 7 exons. Gene Ontology annotation, molecular function: ABC-type transporter activity; ATP hydrolysis activity; ATP binding. Gene Ontology annotation, cellular component: membrane.